Messenger RNA from Osmerus eperlanus (European smelt), 596 nucleotides. RefSeq names its product ATG12 autophagy related 12 homolog (S. cerevisiae) (gene atg12). Gene Ontology annotation, biological process: autophagosome assembly; autophagy of mitochondrion; nucleophagy. NCBI's taxonomy places the organism in Eukaryota, Metazoa, Chordata, Actinopteri, Osmeriformes, Osmeridae. The transcript is spliced from 4 exons. The record is from RefSeq and is a predicted model, not a curated record. Gene Ontology annotation, cellular component: phagophore assembly site membrane; Atg12-Atg5-Atg16 complex; cytoplasm. Bases 16 to 444 code for a protein of 142 amino acids.
CAUUUGGAUUAUCCAAUGGCGUGCAACGUUUCCGGAAGUAGCAUAGACUGCGACAGUUCAGUUCUUCACAGGAGAGAAAAGCUGAGGAUGUCUGAUAAUGCGGAGUCCCCCACGGAGGCGCCAAAAGAUGAGCCUUCCGCUGUACAACAACCCGCAGAGGACUCGGCAGACGAGAAGAAAAAAAUUGACAUCUUGUUGAAGGCAGUGGGUGACACUCCCAUAAUGAAGACGAAGAAAUGGUCAGUCGAGAAAGGGAGGACAGUGCAAUCUCUCUCUCUGUUCAUCGCCCGUUUCCUCAAGAUGGAUGCUAAUGAACAGCUGUUUAUUUAUGUAAAUCAGUCAUUUUCACCCUCACCCGAUCAAGAAGUAGGAGUCCUCUUUGAAUGCUUCGGCAGUGAUGGGAAGUUGAUUCUACAUUACUGUAAAUCUCAAGCCUGGGGCUGAGGAGUGUGUUGUAGUUGUGCCCUCCGCAUUAACUUCACACAGAAACCGUUUUUACAAUUUUCUUAUAGAUUAACGUUAUCAAAAUGGCAAAUUUCUCGUUUCUAUUAUUCUGUAUAUAACAAAAUGUAAAUAAAUUAUUGUCACUGAACAAA